AUGGCGGUGCAAGAAACUGCAGCUCAACUCUCCAUGGCGCUGAAAGUCCAGGAAUAUCCCACCCUGAAGGUUCCCUAUGAGACUUUGAACAAACGAUUUAGAGCCGCUCAGAAAAACAUAGAUCGUGAGACAAGUCACGUCACAAUGGUGGUUGCAGAGCUGGAAAAGACCCUGAGCAGUUUUCCAGUGGUUGAUUCUGUGGUAUCACUCCUCGAUGGUGUUGUUGAGAAACUUAGUGCUCUAAAGAGGAAGGCGGCAGAGUCCAUUCAGGCUGAAGAUGAGAGUGCCAAACUUUGUAAACGUCGUAUUGAACAUUUGAAGGAGCACAGUAGUGACCAGCCAGCAUCAGUCAAUCUAUGGAAGAAAAAGCGAAUGGACCGUAUGAUGGUGGAACAUCUUCUACGCUGUGGCUACUACAACACAGCUGUCAAGUUGGCCAGACAGAGUGAUAUAGAGGAUCUAGUGAACAUUGAAAUGUUUCUCACAGCAAAAGAGGUGGAGGAAUCCUUGGAAAGGCAAGAGACUGCCACUUGCCUUGCAUGGUGUCAUGAUAAUAAGUCCCGUCUUCGUAAAAUGAAGAGUUGUCUUGAAUUCAGCCUCAGAAUCCAGGAGUUUAUUGAACUUAUCAGACAAAAUAAGCGAAUGGACGCUGUCAGACAUGCCCGCAAACACUUCAGCCAAGCAGAAGGAGGGCAGCUGGAUGAGGUUCGGCAAGUAAUGGGCAUGCUUGCAUUCCCAUCGGAUACACACAUUUCUCCUUAUAAGGAUCUUUUGGAUCCUGCUCGAUGGAAGAUGUUGAUCCAGCAGUUCCGAUACGACAACUACAGACUUCACCAGCUGGGAAACAACUCUGUUUUCACCAUCACUCUUCAAGCUGGUCUCUCUGCCAUUAAGACUCCGCAGUGCUACAAGGAGGAUGGAACCUCAAAGAACCCUGACUGCCCCGUAUGCAGUAAAUCUUUAAACAAAUUGGCCCAGCCUCUACCAAUGGCUCACUGUGCCAAUUCCAGACUGGUGUGUAAGAUCUCAGGAGAAGUAAUGAAUGAAAACAACCCCCCCAUGAUGCUGCCUAAUGGAUAUGUCUAUGGUUACAACUCUCUUCUAUCAAUUCGCCAAGAUGACAAAGUGGUGUGCCCCAGAACCAAAGAAGUCUUCAAUUUCUCUCAGGCUGAGAAAGUAUACAUUAUGUGA
Messenger RNA from Knipowitschia caucasica, 1191 nucleotides. Lineage: Eukaryota; Metazoa; Chordata; Actinopteri; Gobiiformes; Gobiidae. The record is from the annotation of a GenBank genome assembly.